This is a messenger RNA of Penicillium crustosum, 714 nucleotides long. RefSeq lists its product as uncharacterized. Gene Ontology annotation, biological process: N-glycan processing; carbohydrate metabolic process. Lineage: Eukaryota; Fungi; Ascomycota; Eurotiomycetes; Eurotiales; Aspergillaceae. Gene Ontology annotation, cellular component: glucosidase II complex. The coding region runs from base 1 to 714 and encodes 237 amino acids. Gene Ontology annotation, molecular function: alpha-glucosidase activity. The transcript has a single exon. The record is from RefSeq and is a predicted model, not a curated record.
AUGGACGUUAGUUUCCCUGGCUAUAACCAUGUAUUUGGGAUUCCCGAGCACGCAGAUGCCCUUCUGCUGAAGGAAACUCGGUACGUCCUCUUUGAAAAUCUCGACAAAUACCAAAUCCCAUACGACGCAAUAUGGCUCGAUAUAGAGUAUACGGAUGGGCGAAAAUACUUUACGUGGGAUCCUCUCUCAUUUACCAACCCGGAAGGGAUGCAAGAGGCACUGAUGGAGCCAGAGCGAAAAUUGGUCGUUUUGAUUGACCCGCAUAUCAAAAAGGCAGAAGAUAGUUACUUUGUCUCUCGAGAACUUAGAACACAGGGCUUGGCUGUCUUGGAUAAGAAGGGCGAAAUCUACGAUGCUGAUUGUUGGCCCGGUCUUUCAAAUUGGAUCGAUACCUUUAAUCCUGCCACACAUCAUUGGUGGAGCUCUCUUCAUCAGUAUGAUCGAUUCCAGGGCUCUCUACCAAAUCUCUAUAUUGAGAAUGAUAUGAAUGAGCCUUCAGUGUUUGAUGGACCCGAAGCUACCAUGCCUAGGGAUAACCUCCACUUUGAUAAUUGGGAGCAUCGUGAUAUCCACAACGCUAACGGUCUUACAAUGGUGAAUGCGACGUUCCAGGCUAUGUUAGAUCGUGAGAAUAAUCGACGGCCAUUCAUCCUGACCCGGUCGUUUUACUCUGGAUCCCAGCGGAUGACUGCUAUGUGGACUGGCGACAACUAA